Venturia canescens is the source of this 3181-nucleotide messenger RNA. RefSeq names its product longitudinals lacking (gene lola). The transcript is spliced from 7 exons. Gene Ontology annotation, cellular component: nucleus. The record is from RefSeq and is a predicted model, not a curated record. Gene Ontology annotation, biological process: regulation of transcription by RNA polymerase II. Gene Ontology annotation, molecular function: DNA binding; protein binding. Lineage: Eukaryota; Metazoa; Arthropoda; Insecta; Hymenoptera; Ichneumonidae. Bases 175 to 1782 code for a protein of 535 amino acids.
AGGCUCGACGAUCGUUAACGCGUAGCUUUACGGCCAUUGUGUAAAAAGAAUCCACGACGCUCGGAUAGUGCACGCCGAGGACCGGACCAGCCGGACGCGUAGUUUUUCCUUUAAGAAUUUUCCUCUUGUGAUAUUUAGACUGUGCCAAGGUAGAAACGAGGGAACGAAUAAAAGAUGGAGGACGACCAGCAGUUCUGCCUAAGGUGGAACAAUCAUCAGAGCACGCUCAUACAAAACUUCGACACACUCCUAGAGAGCGGCACGUUGGUCGACUGCACCCUGGCAGCGGAGGGGAAGUAUCUAAAGGCCCACAAAGUGGUCCUCUCCGCGUGCAGUCCGUACUUUGAGGGCCUCCUCAGCGAACACUAUGACAAGCACCCUGUCUUUAUAUUAAAGGACGUUAAGUUUAAAGAACUGAAAGCCAUGAUGGACUACAUGUACAGGGGAGAAGUAAAUAUCUCCCAAGACCAAUUGGCAGCACUCCUAAAAGCCGCCGAGUCAUUGCAAAUAAAAGGUCUCUCGGAGAGUAAAACGGGCGGCAAUAACGGCAGCAAAACAGACUCAUCGAGGCAACAACAAAAAGUCGUAACACAGCCUACGGCACCGUCGUUGGACAUUCCACACGCGUCUUCCGGUCUCACAAUAGAAAAGAACAAUAAAGUUCCUAGGCAGAGUAUGGCACAGAGCUCCGUUGGUGACUUACCUGAAGACUCUGCAAGUCCCCAACAACUACCCAAGGGGCUCUCCUCCAGGGAAGGCUCGCAAAGUCCGACUUCAAGGAAAAGAAAAAGGUUCAGAAGAAGAAGCGUCGGCGAUGACAAUUCAAUCGAAAAUCAUGAUGCGUCGAAUUCGAGUGAUAUGCCACAACAAACGAGCAGCGUACCUUUAUUCGGUAUUACUCCAAUUGCUGAUGAAAAGACUCAUACCGAUCAGGCCGACCCUCUCGGCAGAUCGGCGCUUAUGCAACAGCUGACCAAACCCGCCGAAGAAACGUUACAAUUACCACUCGAAAAACCUGAGCCUACCGAAAGCUUGAUCGAGCCAAAGUCCGAGUACCUGGAGGAUAAAGAGGAGAGCGUCGAAGACUUGACGUUCGAUGAUGACAUGAACGACCUCAACGAAAUGGAACAAGACAACAACAGAGCCGGCCCGUCCCACGAUCCCUCUCAGCAUCCCGGUCUCGCAGCGUGGCACGUUACCGGAGACCGAAGUAACGCUGGCGGCGUUGGGUCGGUCGCUGGCGCUCCGGGAGCCACGGAUGAGGUGUUUCUUGCUGCCCAGGAGGCCGCUCAGGCCCAUCGCGACUCUCAAGGGAUGGGAGCUCUUUUGUCAUUAUUGCGAUCUGACUACAAGAAUUCCGGAACGAAAAAGAGCCGGUCGAUAAGCGGUGACGCUCCAAGCACGGGAGGACGAGAUUGUCGAUCCGCCGAUGGGAGUAGCAAUUACAGCGAAUCUGGCGAACGUUCGUCGCGCGAAGUUAUUUUUCCGGAUUCGUUCGAAGUUCUUCCACAGCCCCGUGACCUGAGUGUCGUUUACAUGGGUGUGCCCCACGAACAACAAAGAAAAUUCCGUUGUCGUUUCUGCGGAAAAGGCUACCGAUGGAAGAGCACGAUGCGUCGUCACGAGAUGGUCGAAUGCGGUGGUAAACCUCCGGCUUUUCAAUGUCCUGAAUGCCCGUACAAAGCGCGCCAACGAGGCAACUUGACCGUUCAUUAUAAACGACACCAUCAAAAAUUGGGCUACGAUGAAGCUGCGAUAGCUUCACAACUCUCCAGAGAAUAACCAUUCCCCGCGAAUCUCGGGCACCGAUGACAAUCUCAGCCAAAAACGCUAUUAUAGAUGCUGUUCGAACGAAUAGAUUGAAACAAAGAAAAAAAAAACAACAACAACUCGAGGUAACAGAUUCACUUCGAGCAGAAAGAGAACCUUUAAAAGUGUUUAGUUAUCCCAUUACGAAUACGGACAAAUUACGAAAGAGUAAUUAUGCGACUCGUCCGUAUUUUUUUACCGUAUUCGUUACGUGAAGAAAUCAUUCGAACAUAUGAUUUUUCAUUGGGAUUCAUUGAUAUUAGUCAGCGAAACAAAUAAACGAUUCGAUCAAAUCGUUCCGAAAUCCCCACGCAUUGUUGGUUCGCUGAAGGGGGGGUCGCUAUUUAUUGUCAUAUUUCGUUCGAACAGUGCCCAUUUGCAAUCUCCUUCCGACGGUUUACUUAACGUACCUACCUCAUUGUUGUUUCUUUAUUAUUAUUCAGAAGCGUGGGUGAAAAUUUAUCUUGUUCCCGUCUACGGAACGAUAAAGAACUUGAUUUUUUUUAAAGGGAGUGAAAUUGUUGACAACGUUGUCGAGAUUUGAGCGUAGUAGAAUAAAAGACGGAACAUUUUCGGUGGAGAUCGGCGGUGCCCGGGCUCUGAAAGCCCUAAGGAAUUUAAUUAUACAUAUUUUCCUUUCUGCUGAAGUCACAUUCAUUCGCGGUUUUUUCACUGACACAACAUUUCCAGAUAAACGAUUAAAAAUAUACUUAGGCGUGUUUCAUUUGUGUCAAUAGUAUAAAUACAUUAAUAUCUGACGAAAUCGUCGACCAAUGUAAUGGACAAACGUUACCGUCCUUAAUCACAAUAACUAGUUAACCGAUUUUUUUUUUUUCCCCAUCAUUUUCUUUCCUACUCUAAGUCUAAUUUAUGCAACUUUCCCGCUCUAUUUUUUCACCGCGGAUACUUGACUGUUUUUACGAAAAAUUUUGCUCAUACUUUGCUAAAAAUGAGGAAGAAAAGAAUAAUGAAAAAUGAGAAAAAAGUUAAAAAAAAAAAGAAAACACAAACGAACGGUUGGAGGAUUGUACAUAAUAAUUCCAAGAGGUGCCCCGGCCACAAGUGCCUAUCUAAUGUACUUUAUCAUUCCAGUAUUUUUUAUACUACACACACGCACACACACGCGCGCGCGCGCGCGUGCUCAAUAUAUCUUUGCAUUUGUGUGUGCGCGCGUGUGUGUGACGUACGUGUGUGCGUGUGCGUGUGUGUGUGCGUGUUUGUGACGAAGAAAAAAGGAAUAAAAGAAAAACUUGAUCUCGAUUAAUUACGUCUCGAUCGAUGUAAAACACGAAUGCGAAAAGAAAGUAAAAGAAGAAGUGUAUUUGAGUGCAGUUGACGCCAAGGAAAUACAAGCCACUAUGUGCUUACGGCA